Molecule: messenger RNA, 1214 nt
Organism: Culex pipiens pallens (northern house mosquito)
Lineage: Eukaryota; Metazoa; Arthropoda; Insecta; Diptera; Culicidae
Exons: 2
Coding region: 512-1027 (171 amino acids)
Source: RefSeq, a predicted model, not a curated record
GCUUUUAUUAUUCAUUUUAUGGUUUAUAUUGAUUUUUUAUAAGAUGUUUUUGUCUGAAAUUAUUAGAUAAGAAAUGAUUUUUUUUACAAUUUUUGGAAAAAUCAGGAAAAGUCGUGAAUUUGAAAAUCGGAUUUGAAUGGUCACUCUGUGCCCUAUGUUGUUUUUGAAGUUUUUGUUAUCUUUAUUAUCAACAUUAAGAAAAUCAUUCAUUUUUAACAGCGUUUCAUUUUACAAACAUAAAAGUAAUUUAAGUACUAUACAAAAAUAUGUAAAAUAAUGUUGGUCGAAAUUAGGUAUGUGCCAAUACAAGCUAAAUGAAUAUAUAAAAAGCGAUUUAAGUAAAAUGAUACUCUGACUUAUCGUUAAGAUCCAACACGGCUGUUGAAAAACAAAAAGUGUCAUGAUGUUGCUCUUUUUAAAUAUCCUUAAGAAAAAAAAUAACUGUUGAUGGUUUCCUUUUUAUACUUAUUCCCUUUUAGAAUGCGAGUCUUGCUUGUGGAAGUCUAAGUACAUGCGGUUAGUACGUCAGCACUCGAAGGUGGCAAAAAAACUGAAAGGUUCGAGCAUUCAACGUUAUCGGCUGACAAAUUCAUUAACCGCAAAAUGUUUGGACGAACCGAGCAACUUUACUACUGAGGAAGGGUUCCCACCUGUUGAUCAAAUCAAGGCCAUGAACGAUGCCACGCCGGAUAAGGAUUUCGCCUUUGUUCGUCUACUCAUGAAAGAGCUCUGGCCAAAAGGUUUUGGCAAUCAGACUUUGUCCGGAAAUCCAUCGCGCAACAGCCAAGGUCGGCGAUCUGGUUCAUCUAAGCCGUCCAAAUCACACACUGUUAGAGAAGUUGAUGGUGCUCUUGAUCGUAAGAGAGUCAAAUUCGUUAAAAGCCGUCUUGCAGAGCGCAUCAUGUUGAAAGGACAAGAUGUGACCACUGCUUUGCAAGUUGUGUACUGUUACUGCAACAAGUGGAUGUCUCAGAUCAUUUGCAGCUACAACCAAAAAGGUGCCUGGUCAUCUAAAUUAACGUAUUAAGCCAGCUGAAACCUUUAGUUAUCCUCAAGUGCAUUUGAUUAAGUUUUACGUCAUUCUGUAAUUCUGUGAUUUCGGAAUACACGAUUAAGUUCUAAGUCAUUGAAGACAAAUUAAAGCUAAAUAAAGCAAUUUAUUCCUGAAAUCGUUUAUUUGUUAUGUCAGAAAUCUUAAUCAGUUUUGGCUCAAU